GUAACAUAUAACUAUCAAACUAUCAACUGAUGAGCAUGUCUCUCUAGCAGGCUUCUUUGGCAUCCUUCUCAUUCGGCGUCAUUUUGAUGCUUUUUAUUUGACUUCACGAUCGAGACCACGCGAUUUGCUAUUUCCAAAUCCAAAAGUCAAAACACUUUUGGCGUAUGGGGAGAAGUAAUUCGGACCACAUUUGCAUUACGCUUACACUUCGCUGGCGUUCGAAAUAGCCACGACUUCUUCAAAAUGUGGAUUCUUCCAUUAAUUGGUUACUUGGGUGUGGUAGUAGGGUUUUCUUUUCUUACUCUCGCCAUUGCUUCGGGACUCUACUAUUUAUCAGAAUUAGUUGAAGAACAUACGGUUCUUGCGCGACGAGUAUUAACAAGACUUAUAUACGGCAUCAUAAUAGUGCAAAUUUUAUUAUUGUUAUUCGAUAAAUUCCCUUUCUCCUUGUCACUCCUGAGCGUGGUGUCCCAUCUCAUAUAUGCGAGCAACCUUCGGCGGUUCCCGAUUGUGAAGCUAUCCGAUCCACUCUUCAUUAUAUCAUGCAUUCUCGUUUGCCUCAACCAUUGGCUGUGGUUCCGUCACUUUUCGAGGCCCGGUCCAGCCCAGGGCGUCAGCUCAUGGCGUCAACCAUAUCAGCCGGACUACGAGAACAUGCCUACAUUCACACAAGUUGCUUCCUACUUUGGGCUGUGCGUUUGGCUAGUUCCCUUUGCCCUUUUUGUCAGCUUGAGCGCCGGCGACAAUGUUCUGCCCAGCAUGGGUUCCGAAUACGCCACUGGCGACUACAACGCGUCCAGGUUACCGGGCUCUUCAGAUGCAAAAGGAAAGAACAAAAAUGUAGGGUUAGCAAAAGCGCUCGUUGACAAUAUUCGAGACUGGGCAUCGGAGACUGGGGAAUUGAUGGGGUUCUACAAAGGAGACCGAACAAGGGGUUUCUGAUGUUAGUGACUAUUUUUGGUAGCUUUUUGGGUUAUUACAUAAAUACAUAUUGCAUUGCAUUUUACGUUUCAUAUAUAAUACUUCGUUCCUAUGUACAUUGGCAAUUUGUGUAUCCAUUUACAAACGUCAACACAAGCUACAGAAUAUGACAUGAGCCUCUCUCUGUUCUAUACUUCGUAUGGAGUUUUCUCAUCUCUACUUGCCUAACCCGAAAGUGAAAAUCGCUGUUGUAGAGAAGAGGUUUAUUAUAGC
Talaromyces proteolyticus is the source of this 1194-nucleotide messenger RNA. Its product is annotated as putative Golgi apparatus and endoplasmic reticulum protein Svp26. Bases 244 to 942 code for a protein of 232 amino acids. NCBI's taxonomy places the organism in Eukaryota, Fungi, Ascomycota, Eurotiomycetes, Eurotiales, Trichocomaceae. The transcript has 2 exons. Gene Ontology annotation, biological process: endoplasmic reticulum to Golgi vesicle-mediated transport. Gene Ontology annotation, cellular component: endoplasmic reticulum membrane; COPII-coated ER to Golgi transport vesicle; Golgi membrane. The record is from RefSeq and is a predicted model, not a curated record. Gene Ontology annotation, molecular function: COPII receptor activity.